This is a messenger RNA of Amoebophrya sp. A25, 1941 nucleotides long. The record is from the annotation of a GenBank genome assembly. Lineage: Eukaryota; Dinophyceae; Syndiniales; Amoebophryaceae.
CUUGCAUCCGAACAUUGAAGCCGAUGUUGUUAUGAGGAUGAGGAUACUGAUACUGGUGUUGAAGAUGUUAAUCUUGCGAAAGAGUUGGCAAAUGUGAGUAACUUCGAGAAAAUUUACACUUCGAGUGAAUUUAGUCCUUUGGAGAGCCACCGUCGGGUCGGAUGGACAGCACGCUCUAAUCUCUGAUUUGAUGGCGCAUACCUCUCUAGGCCUCCAUGGCCGCAGUAGCUUGGAACAACAGAAGGAAAACCUAGAGAGCGCGAUGGCUAAGGCUAUUCACGAACGAGAUGCUACCAGCAUCGGCAGAAUGUCAGAGGCUGUCAGGGUAUGAAAGGAGGAAUAUGCAUAGGCUUGAGGAUAACAAAGUACCCACUAUCACUAAGACCAUUCAACUAAGUACAUCGUAGCACUUCGGCUAUGCUUUAUCCUUACAACUGGACUCCGAAUGAUCAUUCAGUACUAUUGCACUCUCAUCCAAAGACCUCCUGAACAGUGCGAAUUUGAUGGUGGCGAUAGGUGCUCCAGCAACGAUACGUGAGGAGUUGGUGCGCGCUGCCUUAGCCUUCGAUAGAGAACGUAUCGGUGCCGACGAUUCCAGAAAUGCGCCGUUCCUGUAUGGGCUUUGUUGAGGUAAUGUAGAAGUUAGUAAAGAAGAACUUGAGAAAAACAGAACCUGAAACUUUCAGUCAGUAGUGGGGAAUGCUUAUAACACAUCUACAUUUAAAUAUAAUAGACGUCAUGAUUUUACGUACGAUCUUUCAACUAGACAGAAGUUUUACUCUGUAGACUCACCUCUUCUUCUUUUUCUUCAUACUCCCGACCGCCUAGAGCUGGCACGUGCACGACUCGUUUCCGAGCUCCGAGAGUGGGCGAGGUUACGGCCGUACUCGCGACUAGGCAAGCUGUGCAAUGAGCGCGAUUGGGACACGACACCCGUAACCGAUUUCGUCUCCUAUUCGAAGUUGGAGCCUUUGCCGUCUUUGAGAGGACAGCUGACGAUGCCUGGCGGGAGUAGUGGUAGUAGUUUUGGGCAGCAUGGAAACGGAAAGACGAGUACACAGCAUGGAACUACAGAGCCUCCAGCGUUAUCCGACGACUUAGAACGCGCACCUGCUCUAUCUUCAGGCAACGUAGUCCAAGCUUCAGAAAACGACCUAGGUCUUGAGCUUCUCUCCCUCGCGAAUGGUCUCUACAGUUCUGCUAUCAUGCUAACGGACGACUCCAGAGGAAUGAACAACAGUGCACCUGCACUGGGCAUAGACCUGUUGACACCUCAGUUCUUGAAGCCAGGCAGUGUCUGUGCCAAAGUCGUACUGCAACGUUUGCUGAGACAGGGUUGCGGCUACGUGACGCAAGGGAGCAAGGAUGAAUACUUGGUGACAACACUCGACGAAAAAAGUUGUUGGUGUGAUCUACAGGGACACCAUUUGGCAGAGGCAAACGCAAAUAGUAGAAAAAAGUCAUUAACGCCGGUUGUGACAGAGGAGCAACGACGGAGGACGAAAUUAUGGUCAGCUCAAUACCACUGUCACUCCUUUCACUAGUAAGAUCCUUUUUUCAGCAUGCGAAGUGUGUUAUACCUUUCAAUUUGGAAACACUUCCAACCUCUAAUUUGUCGCAUAAAAGAUCUGUCUCGUCUCUUGCGAAUGGCUGAGCGUGAAGGAUUUUUCUUUCAAUUCGCCAUCAACGUCGAUGUCCCAGCGUCCAUCGAGACCCUCCGCGCUUAUCACACGGCAUCGAAUGGGAGCAGUUGGGUCGGUGACAAUCUAGAAAAAAUGUGGCUAGAUCUAUUGUCGGAUGGAUUGUUUUUUGUGUUGCAGUUGUUCAUAUUGGUUCCUAGUAAAGCUGCUGCUGGAACUGGCACUGGUGGUGCUGGUCCACCAGGAGGAGCGCCGAAGAAAAAGACAGAGGGGAAACAGAACACUCCUGGUACGACUGGUA